Messenger RNA from Ostrinia furnacalis (Asian corn borer), 925 nucleotides. Its product is annotated as dentin matrix acidic phosphoprotein 1-like. NCBI's taxonomy places the organism in Eukaryota, Metazoa, Arthropoda, Insecta, Lepidoptera, Crambidae. The transcript is spliced from 3 exons. The record is from RefSeq and is a predicted model, not a curated record. The annotation marks the transcript as partial.
AUGAGGGCCAUCAACGAGGCAAGAGCAAAUCCUCAGCUAGAGGAAGAAGAAGUUGAAGAAGACGAGUUUGUAAGAGAAGAAAUUGAAAAUGAGGCACGCUCCCAAUCAUUAGAAAGCGCUUCCAUACAAAAAAGACGCAAGAAAUCUGGAGGACCAGCUCAACCAGAUUCUCCGGUACAGCCAGAAUCUCCAGGGACUGACGGUUAUGUCCAAGAAACAGAGCAAUCGAGUACGAGUUCAAGCCAAUCGAGAAGAGCAUCGGAGGAAUCUGAGCAAAAUUCACGGCGUAUAAAACGCAUCAAAAAAGUAAAAAGCGACCAGACUGAGGAUGAUGAGACAGAAGAAUCAAACAGUUCAAAAUCGAACCAAUCGAAGAGUGCAUCAGAACAGUCUGAAGAAAAUUCACGUCGUAUAAGACGCAUCAAAAAAGUCAAAGGCGAUCAGACUGAGAAUGAUGAAACAGAAGAAUCGAACAGUUCAAAAUCGAACCAAUCGAAGAGUGCAUCAGAACAGUCUGAAGAAAAUUCACGUCGUAUAAGACGCAUCAAAAAAGUCAAAGGCGAUCAGACUGAGAAUGAUGAAACAGAAGAAUCGAACAGUUCAAAAUCGAAGCAAUCGAAGAGUGCAUCAGAACAGUCUGAAGAAAAUUCACGGCGUAUAAGACGCAUCAAAAAAGUCAAAGGCGAUCAGACUGAGGAUGAUGAGACAGAAGAAUCGAACAGUUCAAAAUCGAAGCAAUCGCAGAGUGCAUCAGAACAGUCUGAAGAAAAUUCAAGACGCAUAAAGCGCAUCAAAAAAGUCAAAGGAAAGUCAGAUCAAGACGACGAUGAUCAACCCGGUCAACCCGGACAUCCUAAAGAUAAAAAGCCUUGCCAUAAAGGUGGACCCGGAAAACCAGGACAGCCAGGCCAACCAGCCACACCAG